CCCUCCACCCAUAGAUUAGAUCGUGAACGUCUAGAGAGGGGGAACUGGACGUCAUUUGGCUCUGCAGUGAGAGAACCGUGGAGACGCUGGUACGCAAGCGGUGCUCCGCCCUCGGUGUCUCUCAGGUGCGCGGCUGUACUUGUGUCGGAGAAGCAUUGCGGAGCUGCAGGGAGAGCAGAGGGGAUACAGUCAUGUCAGACAGCGGGAAUGCUCAGUCACUGGACGAAGUAUCCCACGGCGAGGAUAGUACGAGCCGGGUGACGAGCCCAAGUGUGGGCAACAGAGUGACCGUGGUGCUCGGAGCGCAGUGGGGCGAUGAAGGGAAAGGAAAGGUGGUGGACCUGCUGGCUCAGGACGCUGACAUGGUCUGCAGAUGUCAGGGGGGCAACAAUGCAGGACACACGGUUGUGGUUGAUUCAGUGGAAUAUGAUUUCCACCUUCUACCCAGCGGGAUUAUCAACCCUAAGGUCACUGCGUUCAUUGGUAAUGGUGUAGUCAUUCACCUGCCGGGUCUAUUCGAGGAGGCUGAGAAGAAUUUGCGGAAAGGAAAAGGUCUGGAAGGCUGGGAGAAAAGGCUCAUCAUCUCUGAUCGUGCACACAUCGUGUUUGAUUUCCAUCAAGCUGUGGAUGGAGUCCAGGAACAGGAGAGGCAACAGCAAGCUGGCAAAAAUUUGGGAACAACUAAGAAGGGAAUCGGCCCCGUGUAUUCAGCAAAAGCAGCUCGCAGUGGCCUGAGGAUAUGUGACCUUCUGGCUGACUUUAAGGAUUUCUCAGAGAGAUUUAAAAAUUUGGCCUCGCAGUAUAAGUCUAUGUACCCUUCACUGGAGAUCGAUGUGGAUGGGGAACUUGCGAAACUCAAGACAUAUGUAGAUAGGAUAAAGCACAUGGUGAGAGAUGGAGUCUUCUUCAUGUAUGAGGCACUACAUGGACCUCCAAAAAAGAUCCUGGUGGAAGGCGCCAAUGCUGCCUUGCUGGACAUUGACUUUGGGACAUAUCCUUUCGUGACUUCCUCAAACUGCACUGUGGGAGGGGUGUGUACGGGUCUGGGCAUGCCACCCCAGAACGUUGGUGAAGUCUAUGGAGUAGUCAAAGCCUACACCACGAGAGUUGGGAUUGGGGCUUUCCCUACUGAACAGAGCAACGAAACCGGAGAGCUCUUGCAGACGAGAGGCAAGGAAGUGGGCGUGACCACAGGUCGCAAAAGGAGAUGUGGUUGGCUGGAUCUGGUGCUUGUUAAAUAUGCCCACAUGAUUAAUGGCUUCACUGCCAUAGCUCUCACCAAACUAGACAUCUUAGAUAUUCUUCCUGAGAUCAAAGUGUGUGUGGCAUACAAAUUAGAUGGUGAAACCAUCCCACAUUUCCCAGCAAACCAAGAAGUGCUACAGAAGGUCGAAGUGCAGUAUGAGACUCUGCCAGGCUGGAAUACAGAUACGUCUGCUGUCCGGACCUUUGAUGAGCUUCCAGAAAAUGCAAAAAAAUACGUCAGCUACAUCGAAGAUCAGUUGGGUGUGCCUGUGAAGUGGAUUGGUGUUGGGAAGUCAAGGGAAUCAAUGAUCCAGCUCUUUUAAGAGGCUGCUUGGCCUGCAUGUAGCACUGGCUGGAUUAUGCCCUGGACUCGGGGACUCUGUGCCGGAGACGGGAAGUUGCCUUACAGCCCGUUUAAAUAGAGUAUUUCUCUAUAUUUUGGCAUCAUGUAACUGUUGCUCAUCUGUUCUCUGGUAUUUCAAGCUCUCGUAAGCUCAGUAUCUCCAUAUUAAGUUCAUACGCUGUACAUGUGCUACUACUUCAAAGUCAGGCAUCAGACGUUGUUAUAUAUACAUUUUUCACACAGCUAAAAGAAGUACUUUAACAUUUUUAAUGUUUUUGUUUCUUUUAUCAUACAAAAAUGGUUAUGCGGUGUGUAUUGCCACAUUUUGUCUUCGUUUUAAAUGAACUGUAUGGUAGACUUGUUCUAGUCGACUUUAUUUAAACGUACAGUUUUUAAAAGACAGUUUAAAUGUUUCUUUACCAGAAUGAUUACAAUUCACAAUUCAGAAAUAAGUAGAAAAGCAGUAGAAGUGAAACGUUUUAUUGGGACGUUUUCAAAUUUGAAUCUGUUUUAAUCUGCUCCAAAAAUAGUAUAGAACAAAAAAAUAAUUAUAAUUUGCCUCAAGAUACAGAAACAUGCAAGAGUUUAAGAAUACUAUUAUGCAGGCUAGGGUCUCGAUUCUAUUGAAUGUAUGUAAAUGUUUGCACAGUCCUCAGAUGUUUAUUGUUCAACUGUACAACUUUAUGCCACAAGCAUAUUAAAGCCACUUUAAUUAUCAGUACUGAGAUAUCGGGAUACUGAUGCCUUUCAUUAUAGAUUGUCAAAUUAUAGACAUUUAUGUGCGUUGAGACACCACCUCAGGACGUAUAAUUCUGUUUAGCCAGUAAAACGCACUGAUGAUUAAACUUCUUCUAUGGUUGCUAGCUGCUGCAGGAGGUCAUCUGGUGUUCUGACCUCCAGUAGUACAUUUAUAGAACCUUGUUAAAUGUUACAGGUGUUCCAAACAGUCGAAUGUAAGAGUCACUAGAGCUUGUCUGUUUAAAUAUGACUGGGUUGUUUCAUAAACCCAGAUUUGCUUCUUUAUUCUGUUUCGUCUCACCUUCAGUACUGCACCUUCCAAUAAACAAGUAAUAUAGGAAAAAGUGUGCCUUGUUAAUACAGAUGAACAAUGAAACUUGAAAACUACUUCGAUUGAGCUUUUAUGGAUUUUAAUUAACUUCAAUAUUUCAGCUUUUCGAUGGCAUUAGUGUUAUUGCCAUUUGCCAAAAGUGUACAUGCAUCCAAAGAAGUAUCUGGAUAAAUGAAUGCUGUGAUAUAAAGAGCCUUUGUAAAUAACCCAGAAUGAUAACGCUUUUUUUUUCAGAUUGAUGAUGGUUUGAUCCUUUGCGUUUUCUGUUGCUGAAUAAAUGAUAUAACCGGUUUAUUGUUCACUAGCGUCACAUUUCACAUCUUGUAUUAUCACAACAUUUCCUCUGAAUCAACCAAAUCUAGUCGGUGCAAGGAUAGGACAGCUGAAACAUUCAACAACUGCAUGUUUGCACAUAAACAUGUUUUUCUGUGUUUGAAACCCUUGAAUUCUGUGUUGUAUUGCUGCUGAUUGGAUUUUCGUGUAUGUAUAUAACUUACAGAACACAAAGCCAUAUUUUCUUGAAUUUACUGUUACUGUACACUUUGCUGGUGAUGGAUACUGAUGGACGUGCAUGUUCAUAGUGGGAUUUGCUCAAAAACUCACUCACUUUGUAAUUUAUCUUAUCAGACAAUGGAUGACACUUCAGUUAAUAAAGUAAUCUAGUCAGAAACAUU
This is a messenger RNA of Pimephales promelas (fathead minnow), 3331 nucleotides long. RefSeq names its product adenylosuccinate synthase 2 (gene adss2). Gene Ontology annotation, cellular component: cytoplasm. Gene Ontology annotation, biological process: 'de novo' AMP biosynthetic process; IMP metabolic process. Lineage: Eukaryota; Metazoa; Chordata; Actinopteri; Cypriniformes; Leuciscidae. The record is from RefSeq and is a predicted model, not a curated record. Gene Ontology annotation, molecular function: adenylosuccinate synthase activity; GTP binding.